AUGUCUGUUAGACCAUUAACACCUGCCCUUGCAGAAAAGGCUCGCGUGGAAUUAAACGAGGAUCCAAAAAGGCUGAAAGAUGAUAUUCAAAGCAUUAAGGACUGGCUUAGCAAACAGCCUCAUCUAGUUGCCAGAACAGAUGACCAAUGGUUAGUGGCUUUCCUUCGUGGCUGCAAGUUUAGUUUAGAAAAGACUAAAGAAAAAAUAGACUUGUUCUAUUCUCUUCGACAACUUGCACCUGACAUGCAUAACAUUAAACAUACAGAUCCUAUUUUUGAAGAAAUUCUGAGCCUCGGAUCUUUUGUGAUGUUGCCAAAAGUCGGCGGACCUGAUGCAACUAGGAUCACUUUGGUACGGCCAGGGAGAUACGAUCCUGACAAGUAUAACAUUUUGCAAGUAAUAGCAGUAACAAAUAUACUUAUGAAGAUUAUAAUGAUGAACGACGACCACUCUACAGUUGCCGGUUGUUCAACAAUCAUAGAUCUGGAAGGGGUAACGAUGGGACACUUUCUACAAAUGACCCCAAUGUCAAUGAAAAAAAUGGUAGUAAUAGGGCAGGAUGCGUCACCUUUGCGAAUGAAAGGCACCCACUACUUAAACACGCCACCUGGUUUCGAAAUUGUUUUUAACGCGAUGAAGAGUUUACUUAAUGAGAAGAACAAAAACAGACUUUUCGUGCAUAACAAGAAUUACGAGGCUUUGUAUCAGUAUAUUCCUAAAGAUAUCUUACCUGCAGAAUACGGAGGCAACGGAGGUACCACAGAAGAAAUUAUUGACUACUGGAGAAGCAAAGUGAAGGAAUAUAGUUCAUUCUUAGAAGAGGAUCAGAAAUACGGUGCUGAUGAGUCGAAGCGUCUUGGCAAACCAAAGACAUCAGAGGAUAUGUUCGGCGUAGAGGGUUCUUUUAGGAAACUCGAUUUUGACUAA
Molecule: messenger RNA, 927 nt
Organism: Arctia plantaginis
Lineage: Eukaryota; Metazoa; Arthropoda; Insecta; Lepidoptera; Erebidae
Source: the annotation of a GenBank genome assembly